Messenger RNA from Oryzias melastigma (Indian medaka), 2988 nucleotides. It is a transcript of the gene pcca, whose product is annotated as propionyl-CoA carboxylase subunit alpha. The transcript is spliced from 23 exons. Gene Ontology annotation, cellular component: mitochondrion. Lineage: Eukaryota; Metazoa; Chordata; Actinopteri; Beloniformes; Adrianichthyidae. The record is from RefSeq and is a predicted model, not a curated record. Gene Ontology annotation, molecular function: ATP binding; metal ion binding; propionyl-CoA carboxylase activity. Bases 93 to 2234 code for a protein of 713 amino acids.
GCGGCCUCCGACAGGGGGCGGUGCUGUCUCUGCGCGCUCAGCAGCUGCGGGAAAACCACACAAGAAGAAGAAGAAAACACUAGUUGGAGGUUAUGGCGUCACGCGGGUCUCCACGGCUCCUGGACAGACUUCUGUUUACCGUCAAGAACCCCACAUGCCGGUCCAGAUGCUGUGCGGUGAGGAGCCGGGCUCGGUACUCCUCCAGCUGCAGACCCCAGGAGGAGGAGGAGACCUUCCAGAAGCUUCUCAUCGCCAACAGAGGAGAGAUCGCCUGCAGGGUGAUCAGGACCUGUAAGAAGAUGGGCAUCCAGACGGUAGCUGUCCACAGUGACGUGGACUCCAACGCUGUGCACGUGAAGAUGGCUGAUGAGGCGGUCUGCGUCGGCCCCGCCCCCACCAGUCAGAGCUACCUGAACAUGGAUGCCAUCCUGAAUGCUGUCAGAACGACUGGAGCUCAGGCUGUUCAUCCAGGUUACGGCUUCCUCUCUGAAAACAAGGAGUUUGCAAAGCGGCUGGCUAAUGAGGGCGUGACCUUCAUUGGCCCAGACACCCAUGCAAUCCAGGCCAUGGGGGAUAAAAUCGAGAGCAAGCUGAUCGCCAAGGCCGCUAAGGUCAACACCAUCCCCGGGUUUGAUGGAGUUGUCAAGACUGCAGAAGACGCUGUGGAGAUCGCCCAGCAGAUCGGUUACCCGGUGAUGAUCAAAGCCUCUGCGGGGGGAGGAGGUAAAGGCAUGAGGAUAGCCUGGAAUGACGAGGAGACCAGGGAAGGUUUCCGCUUCUCGUCACAGGAGGCAGCGUCCAGCUUUGGAGACGACCGGCUGCUGAUUGAGAAGUACAUCGACAGGCCUCGCCACAUCGAGAUCCAGGUUCUGGCUGACAAACAUGGGAACGCCCUGUGGCUUAAUGAGAGGGAGUGCUCCAUCCAGAGGAGGAACCAAAAGGUGGUGGAAGAGGCUCCCAGCACGUUCCUGGACCCGACCACGCGGCGGGCCAUGGGCGAGCAGGCUGUGCAGCUGGCCAAAGCUGUGCAGUACUCCUCUGCUGGAACCGUGGAGUUCCUGGUGGAUUCCCAGAAAAACUUCUAUUUUCUGGAGAUGAACACGCGACUGCAGGUGGAGCACCCCAUCACUGAGUGUAUCACCGGCCUGGACCUGGUGGAGCAGAUGAUCCGGGUGGCUAAAGGUUAUCGGCUGCAGCACAGACAGGAGGACAUCCCCUUAAACGGCUGGGCCAUCGAGAGCCGCGUCUACGCCGAGGACCCGUACAAGUCCUUUGGUCUCCCGUCGAUCGGACGCCUGUCACAGUACCAGGAGCCGCUGGACCUCAGUAACGUCCGUGUGGACAGCGGCAUCGAGGAAGGAAGUGACAUCAGCAUCUACUACGACCCCAUGAUUUCAAAGCUGGUGACCUUUGGAGCUACACGAGCUGAGGCUCUGGCCCGGAUGGAGGAGUCCCUGGACAGAUACGUGAUCCGAGGAGUGACCCACAACAUUCCUCUGCUGCGGGAAAUCAUUACCCAUCCUUUGUUCAUCUCCGGUGACAUCAGCACCAACUUCCUGCCAGACGUUUACCCAGAGGGCUUCAAGGGUCACCAGUUGGAGGCGGAGCAGCGCCAGGAGCUCCUGGCGACGGCUGCAGCACUCCAUGUUGCUGCUCAGCUGCGUUCGCAAAGCAUCCUGGGUAACCUAAGGGUCUCCUCGUCUGUGGCAGGACACAGCAGCUGGGAGCUGUCUUUGGAGCUGGGGGAGGGACACUAUGAUGCCCACAUCACCAAGUCAGGGAGCGUGUACACUGUGGAGGUGGACGGAGGAAGAGUAGAAGUCAGUGGAGCGUGGAACUUGGCCUCCCCGCUGCUGCCGCUCACCAUCAACGGCGCCCAGAAGAUGCUCCAGUGCCUGUCCCGAGAGGCUUCAGGAACGAUAGUGCUGCAGUUCAUGGGAACCCUGUUUAAGGUUCGAGUUUUAUCCAAGUUGGCCUCUAAGCUAAACUCCUUCAUGCCAGAGAAGCUUCCAGAAGACACCAGCAGCAUCCUGCGCUCUCCCAUGCCGGGCACGGUGGUGGCGGUGUCUGUGCACCCUGGAGACACGGUUGCAGAAGGUCAGGAGAUUUGUGUGAUUGAGGCCAUGAAGAUGCAGAACAGCCUAACUGCAGUCAAACAAGCAAAGGUGAAGAGCGUCCACUGUAAAGCUGGGGAGACGGUGGGGGAGGGAGACCUGCUGGUGGAGCUGGAAUGAUGCUGCUGGGACCACAGAGCAUCGGCAGUGCUGCACCCUCUGCCACCAUUAGAGGCCUUUAUGAAUUCUGUUUUUGCUCAGCUUGUAGUUUUAUGAAACACUCGGGUCUGGGUUGUUCUGGUUCUGUUGUCGGGUGUAGGAGCUGCUCCGUCUGGUUUGCUGGAUCAUCGUGGCAGCUCAGAAGAACUUGUGUAGGACCAUCAGAACCGUCCUGGAAGAACUUCUUCUGUAUCAAGUGUAAGAUUAUCCCAGUUUUGAUGUCCCCAAAAAUAAACUGGCUCCGCCCCCAUCACUGUGACCGUUUCAUCAGAGGAGAGAGUGUUUGAACUCAUGAAGACUCCUGUUUUCAAAACAUGAGGUGGAGCAGCCCAAGCAUGUCCAGAGGAGGCUCCACCAUCAGCCUUCCACCUCUGUGCCUCACACUAGACAUGCUUGUUCAGUGGUUUGUCCACUUCUGGUUCUGAUCCAUCUUCUGGUUCUGAUCCAUCUUCUGUUUCAUCAAGCAGGAAAACGAUGUUCAGGAUGGAACGAUGUUCUUGAUGAUGACAGCUGAGGACUCACUGAGACCGUCAUCACUCACUUUAUGAUUUUAUUAGGAAGUAAACAAAUUAAAGUGAAAAAAAACAGACAGAGCUACUCCUCACAUGUCCAGAACCCUCUGUCCAGGAAGGUCGGUCCAUUCUUUCAUGGACAGGAGUGGUGAGAGUCUGACCAGGAAAGGUAAAGCUCCAAUAAAUGGAUGUCAAAACUGUUA